Molecule: messenger RNA, 4916 nt
Organism: Plectropomus leopardus (leopard coralgrouper)
Lineage: Eukaryota; Metazoa; Chordata; Actinopteri; Perciformes; Serranidae
Gene: wnt5b
Product: wingless-type MMTV integration site family, member 5b
Biological process (GO): canonical Wnt signaling pathway; cell fate commitment; neuron differentiation
Cellular component (GO): extracellular region
Molecular function (GO): cytokine activity; frizzled binding
Source: RefSeq, a predicted model, not a curated record
CAGGCAACUUCUUUUGUUUCAGUGCGCGCGCUCGCUCUGUCUCAAACUUCUCUCUCGUGUUUCUAGAUAAAAAAAAAGUUAGGAGAGCACCCUCCUCCCUCCUCCCUCCUCCUCCUCCCCCUCCCUCCCUGCGUGCGUAAUUAGCUGGAGAGCGUUUGGAAACUUGUGAUGGCAGUGAAGAAAUCUCACUUUAUUUCUGACACCUGUUGCCGAGGACACCGCGCGCACAGCAGCACACAUCGGGGAGCGCGUGCCACUCAUUUCUGACUCGAUCUCCACAUUUCUGCGUGACAACUUGGGACUUUUUGGGGGACUGACAGGUCCAAGGAACCGCCGGAGGCUGUGUUACGUGCACAUAAACCGACUUUUGGGACUUUGCUGCGAUACUUCUACGUGAAGGUGAUCGAGAAUUGAAAGGAAUGACGUUUAAUGUGUCCAAAAAGUGACACUUGGAAGAUUUAGUAGGUACAUGACACAGUGGGAGCUCUGCCCGACGGGGUUUCCCUCGAGAUAAAAACACCGACCUGUGUGUAGCUUCCUAGCCGGACUGAGAGGCACACUUUUCGGACUGGAGCGCUUCAAAUGGUCGGAGGAGAAACUUUUCCUGGAGAGCUGAGCAACAACUGAACAGGUUGGGUUCAGACCAUAGCAGACUUCAGGACGGAGGUGCUUUUUCCUCUGCUCCUCCCCCCCUCUUCUCUCCAACUGUGCCAGACAUAAACUCAGACUGACCAGGACGCCUCCUGAUCCUCUGGCCAUGUCUCAACCGCAGAGCACUUUCUCCAGCACCGGCUGUGCGGCGGUGACGCGGCGGACCAUGGACAACAGGCCUGUUCGGAGAAAGCGGUGCGGCGUGGUGCGACAUCUGCUGCUGGCAGCCGCCUUCCUCGCCUGCAGCUCCCAACUGCUGCUGGUGGAUGCCAACUCUUGGUGGUCACUGGCUCUGACCCCGAUCCAGCGGCCAGAGAUGUACAUCAUCGGAGCUCAGCCACUCUGCAGUCAGCUGUCUGGUCUCUCGCAGGGCCAGAGGAAGCUGUGCCAGCUGUACCAGGACCACAUGAUCUACAUCGGAGACGGAGCCAAGACGGGCAUCAAGGAGUGCCAGUACCAGUUCAGACAGAGGAGGUGGAACUGCAGCACAGUGGACAACACGUCGGUGUUCGGACGGGUCAUGCAGAUUGGCUCCAGGGAAACAGCCUUCACUUACGCCAUCAGUGCAGCUGGCGUGGUCAAUGCUAUCAGCCGGGCGUGCCGCGAGGGUGAGCUCUCCACCUGCGGCUGCAGCCGUGCAGCUCGACCCCGCGACCUGCCGCGGGAUUGGCUGUGGGGCGGCUGCGGCGACAACGUGCACUAUGGCUACAGAUUUGCCCGGGAGUUCGUGGACGCCAGGGAGAGAGAGAAGAACUACCCACGUGGUUCUGCUGAGCACGCCCGAACUCUGAUGAACCUGCAGAAUAAUGAAGCUGGGAGACAGGCCGCCUAUAACCUCGCGAAUGUCGCCUGUAAAUGUCACGGCGUCUCGGGUUCCUGCAGUCUGAAGACCUGUUGGCUCCAGCUGGCCGACUUCAGACGUGUCGGAGAGUUCCUGAAGGAGAAGUAUGACAGUGCGGCUGCCAUGCGCAUUGGACGCAAGGGCAAACUGGAGUUGGUAGACAAGCGCUUCAACACCCCGACUGCGGAGGAUCUGGUCUACAUCGACACCAGUCCCGACUACUGCCUCCGCAACGAGACCACGGGCUCGCUGGGCACACAGGGCCGCCUCUGCAACAAAACCUCGGAGGGCAUGGACGGCUGCGAGCUGAUGUGCUGCGGCAGAGGGUACGACCAGUUCAAGACCUACAAGCACGAGCGCUGCCACUGCAAGUUCCACUGGUGCUGCUACGUCAAGUGCAAGCGCUGCACAACGCUCGUGGACCAGUUUGUGUGUAAAUAGCAGACGAUGGACAGAUGAGAGGGAGAGGAAAUGAAGAGGUGACGGGUUGAAGGACGGUGAUGAAUGGAUGAGUUUUCAGGGUUUUGUUCAGGAUCAAUUUAAAAGUUCCAUUUUCUGACCAGUUUUCUUCUCCCCUACAUUAAUUAUCUUCUGCUUUGACAUGAAAUACCACAAUGAUGGAAACAUAGUUGCAAAGAAGAACAGAUAGAUGAGAAGAUUGACAGAAGCAGGAAGCAAAGAAGGAAUUUUUAUUUUCCAGAGGAGGUUCCUGUUUCUCGUCACUCUAUCGUCACCUUCUGCGAACAUCCUGAUCACAACCCUGAAGGAAGGAGAGAUGGAGAGAAAAAGGACAUCAAGGAUAAAUGGACCUAGAAAGUGGAACAACUGGAUCCUAAAAUGGGGACGCGCAGAGUGAUAACGAAGAUAUAAGAGAUGAAAUAAAUAUAUAAUUAAAUAAUAAAUAAACAUACAACACUGAUUGUUAUUUAAAGAGACUCGAACAAAGCGAAGGCACACUUUGGACCCAUAAAACUCCUGUGUUCGGGAAUCCCACAAAUCAUUACAGUCCUUUUGGAGUUUGAAGCCAUGUGAGUGCUGAGCGGUGUCACCGUGUCACUUUCUUUUGACCUUGCAAGAGACAUACUCACGUACAUGGGUUGACGUUGCUCCAACAUACUUGCAAUAAGAACAGAAAAAACACCAGAAGUACAAAAUAGCCCACCAAAAUUCCAGACUGAGCGAGGAGAAGAGGAAUCACUUUUUGGGGUGCAAAAGAGAAAGCGAAGAGAACCGUGAAAAAAAGGGAAAAAGUGAAAAUAAGUGAUUGUUUUGCAACAGAAUUCACGAGACAGUUUUACAAGUCACACAGCUGAAUUCCCAGCUGAUUUCUGUUUAAAAAAAAAAAAAAACAAUAAAGUGCAGUAAAAAACACUUAAUCUUCAAUCAAAAAAAGGACUAACGACUUACAGGACACACUUUGUCUCAGUUUAACUACUGCUGUUAGAGCAGAUUUGCAGCACCUGUGACCUGACAAGUGUGUCCGCGCAGGUUAAUGAGGCUCGCAGGAUCGCGGCCAUCUUGGCAGCGCGGCUGUUUAAACAAGCAGCUCACACGGCCAGCGUCCUUCAUCUGACAGUGAAGUGAGCGAAACCUCCAUUAGCGAGAUUAAUGUGCUGAAUCUGCCUUAAUGAACCCGCACUAAGAGACACGUUCACUGAGAGUGGACCUCUUCAUCUCAUGUUGUUAUGCAACUUGUUAAAGGAGCACUUCAACCACAUAAUGAUCAUUUAAGUAUCAAUUAGUCACCCCGUGUUAUGGUGGAUUCAUGGAGAAAUAUUUGAUUUUCUCACAUGCUUCCGCGGUAAAUGAAGAAUCUAAAAACGGAGAAAAUGUAUGAAGAAUUAAAGUAAAUGGGGUCCGUGUAAACCAACAGCAAAACUAUAUAGAAGCAUUUGUUUAGAAACUCUUACACAGCUCAUGCAGUGUAAUACAAGUCUCAUUUAUCCAGUCAUAUGCUCAGGACUUCCUUAAUAUACUGCUUGUGCGCUCUAUUCAGCAGAGUUCAAACACAAAUGCUUGACCAAGUGUGCUACUACAACAACUACUAACAAGUUGCUAUAAGGAGCUGUAAAGUCCCUACAGGGCAGACAGGAGGGGAAGCUAAUGUGUCCAACAACCACGAGGGUUUGUGGUUUGCUACCUGAGUGAAUGCUGAGCCAAACCAUGAUGUUUAUUUCUAAAGCUAACUUUUGUUACACAAGGAAAUAAACAUAAAUAGUUGUAUAUUGAAAAGACCAUGAAUCUAACAAGCAGAAUCUUUUCAUUUCCUGUAAAAACAGAAGUAUGUUUUGCAAAGACAAAAUGCAUGAAACAAGCAUAAAUUGAUGCGACAUCCCAGAACAUCAACAGUGGAUGCAGGACGAUACCUGGUGGGUUAUAUGUAGAAGUGGCGAAAUUUUACAAGUUGGGAUGAGAUACAUUGCAUGAUAAAACGAUAGCGGUUCCACUCCAAAACUACCUGGUUAGGUUUGGAAAAAAACAUCCUGGUUUGUCAAUAAAUAAGUGCUUAUGUCACUGACUCGACAUGAUCACAUAAAAUAGGUCACGAAUGACAUAUCAUGUACGUCAUUGCCAUAGCAUGCUACACAUACUAGCCCAUUAGGCUAUGUUAUUAAAAAAAAAGUCAUGCAAAAAGUGCUCUCCUGGGUGAAAGUCCUGUGUCUGCUCCGCCCACCCUAUAGGGGGCUUCUUUAAUACUUGUACAACAUUAUGCAGGCUUUAUGACUUUUUAUGCUUUGUCACUCCACUUCCUCCUUUGCUUCUGUAAUGCUGUAAUUACUAUGGCCACUAGAGGGUGAAGUUUAACUAUAAAUGGAAGUAUGGCUUGCAAUAAGCUGCUGUCACAGUCAAUGUUUGUUGUCAUUUUUCAGUGAAAUCGGAGCGAGUUUGCUGUUGUUAAAUGUGGUCCCUCUUUAAAUCUAUUUUAUCAAGAACUUCUUGAUUCUUUAUUCACCGUGGAGGCAUGUGAGAAAUACACAGUUUACUUAACGAACUCUACAUAACACGGUGAUGAGUGAUUAAUGAUUAUGUUGUGGUUGAAGUAUUCCUUUAAGUCAACAAAAAGCCCUGUGGUGUCGGUUUUGCCACCAAUGUAACAUUUUAUUUACCAUGAGUUUUGCAACUUGUAUGGGUUGGGUUUAUGAUAUUUUAAAUGUAUAAUGUAAUCCAAUCGAUAGACGCAGCUGAUAGCAAACACGGAGAGGACAAAGUGAGCAGAAGAGGACUGAACAUGCUGUGGAAAAAAUGAAUGUGUGAGCGUGGAUAAACAGAGAGGACUGCAAUUUAAUACGUGCUACUUUAAAAAAACAAAGUAGUAGAUAAGAAAAGAAGGUAUAUUUUAUUACUGUUUUUCAUUUUCUGUUUUCUAUGUUUUAUACAUGAGUAUCAUUGUGUAUUCUUUUGAUAAACUAGUCUUCGACAACAA